Eimeria necatrix is the source of this 906-nucleotide messenger RNA. RefSeq lists its product as hypothetical. The transcript has a single exon. The record is from RefSeq and is a predicted model, not a curated record. The coding region runs from base 1 to 906 and encodes 301 amino acids. NCBI's taxonomy places the organism in Eukaryota, Apicomplexa, Conoidasida, Eucoccidiorida, Eimeriidae.
AUGGCUCCUAAGCACCUGAUCGCCGUGGCCCUUGCGGCCGCGCUGGCUGUGCGCGCUGAGCCUGAACAAACCCCUCCCCCCUGUGCUGCUGGGGAGGUGCGUUUCGAAGGCCGCGCGACGUUUGAUGAAAACGAGAGGCCAAGACGUCUGUCUCGUGACGCUGUGCUGACGAUUGAUGUGUCUGAAGAGGUGGCAUCUGGCGAAGAGCCAAAGGCCCCAAUCUACACGCACACCAUUCCCCUCGAGCAGUACACUCCAGAGUCCGAGAUCCCCUAUUCUUUCUGCGCCGACAUGCAGAAGCUUGACGCCCAGAAGAUCUCACUCAAGGCCCGCAUCUUGGAUGCAAGCGAGGAAGACAGAGUUGAGUGCAUUGGGGAAACCGUAGUCACAGCGGGAAGCGACAGCUACGAGGCGGACCUGACCCUGGCCAAGGUGGACAGCGGCAGCAGCAACGGGGAGCUUUCUGUGGCCGACUGCAACUUUACGCAGCUAUCUGAAGACGUGUCUGGCAUCGCUGUGAAGGCUGCAGUGGAAAUUAAAGCUCCCCGUUCCCUGCCCAAGCCCACAUACUUGGUGGUCACUCUGCGCGAGACAGACCCAGACACCGGAGCGCCCGAGGUUAUCUCUCUCUUCGCCGGAGAUAUCAGUGCGAUCUACGUGCCUCAGAAGCCAGUUCCCGCCUUCCUCUGCGCAAAGGUGCCAACUGCUCCAGAAGAAUCCGUCAAGUAUACCAUUGAGGCCGCAGUUCAUGUGGGCUGGGACGGCUACACCAACGCCCAGGAGGAGGAGCGCACCCCCAGGAAGGGCGACUUGGUCACAAGCGAGCCCAUUGAGGUGCAAGUCAACCCGGAGCAGCAAGACUACACUGUCACUGUCAACGUCACGCCCUACGAGCCCCGGCAGUAG